AUUGCUCGAACAACAAAUGAUUAAAAGCGAAACCAUCCUGAAGUCAAGGCAACUAUAAAUAGACUUCAUUUCCAAGGCUAGUUCAUUGCAUUUGUAAAGGUACAUACGUGUUUAACCAUAUACAUUAAAAAGAUCGAGGCAGAGAGGAUGGUGAGAGAAACUGAGAUAGCGCAAGUGCUUUGCAUGAAGGAAGGGACUGCUGAAAACAGUUAUUCAAAAACCGCAUACACGCAGCAGAGGCAGAUACUAUCAAUGUCAAAAUCCUUAAGAGAAAAUGUCAUAAGGGAAUUCUAUCGCAUGGAACAUCCAACAACCUUAUGCAUAGCAGACUUGGGAUGUUCUUCUUCCGAUCAAAACUGCUUGAGCGGCGUACUCUAUGGGCUCAUAGAAACCAUUGAUAAGGCUCGUCGAGAGUUCGGCCAUGGCGGCCCUCAAGAGUACCAUAUUUGCUUGAAUGAUCUUCCAGGGAAUGACUUCAACACUGUGUUUAGGUCGGUAACAAGUUUUAAGGAAAAGCUUAAGCAAGAAAUGGGAGAUGAUUAUGGACAUUGCUUUGUUAAUGGUGUUCCUGGCUCUUUCUAUGGUAGACUUUUUCCUACCAAUAGUUUGCAUUUUGUGCACUCCUCCGCUAGCCUUCACUGGCUAUCUCAGGUACCUGAAGAGAUAGAAGAGAAUAAGAGGAACAUUUACAUGGCUAAAACAAGCCCUACAAAAGUGAUAAAUAGUUACUAUGAGCAGUUUACGAAGGACUUUUCGAUGUUCCUACGUUGUCGUUCCAAGGAAGUGGUAGCUGGAGGAAAAAUGGUGCUAACCUUACCAGGAAGACAAAACAACGACCCAUGUUAUAGCAAGGACUCUGCUUACAUGUGGGAGUAUCUUGCUAAGGUUCUAAAUGAUAUGGUUUCUGAGGGUUACGUAGAAGAAGAGAAGCUAAACACAUUCAACAUCCCCAUUUAUACACCAUCACCCUCGGAACUUGAGUAUCUGGUGGCUAAGGAAGGAUCUUUUGCUCUCAAUGAUGUUCAUACCUUCAAAGUGAGUAGUUGGGAUUCAAAUGACGAUCAUAAGUUUGGUUGCUCAAUUGACGGUACAAAUCGCGAUGAUACUAUGAAUUUACAAGCAUCAUGUAUGAGAGCCGUGGCUGAAUCCUUAAUCAGUAGCCAUUUUGGGGAAGCAAUCAUCGACGAGGUAUUCCGAAGAUAUAAAGAAAUUGUGCUUGCCUUAUUGGCCAAAGAGAAGACUGUUUUAACUAAUGUUACUAUAUCCUUGACAAGAAGGGAACGAGGUUGAUGGCUAAGGAACUCUUUUACUUGUGGUAGCUUUUGAAUAAUUGGUUGCAUUAAUAAAAAGGGACGUGGUGAACAUGUUAUUGUUGUUACUAGUAUUAUUUGAUGUUAUCCUUGAGCUUUUCACUUGUUUGUUUUUAUAAAUUGUGCACGUCAAUUUCCUCUUCUUUAGUUUAUCUUGUCUCAUCUUAUAUACACUAUGUAUACAACAUAAAUAUGACCUCUUUAUAUUUAUUUUAUUA
This is a messenger RNA of Chenopodium quinoa (quinoa), 1528 nucleotides long. RefSeq names its product salicylate carboxymethyltransferase-like. Gene Ontology annotation, biological process: methylation. NCBI's taxonomy places the organism in Eukaryota, Viridiplantae, Streptophyta, Magnoliopsida, Caryophyllales, Amaranthaceae. Bases 148 to 1290 code for a protein of 380 amino acids. Gene Ontology annotation, molecular function: S-adenosylmethionine-dependent methyltransferase activity. The record is from RefSeq and is a predicted model, not a curated record. The transcript is spliced from 4 exons.